This is a messenger RNA of Betta splendens (Siamese fighting fish), 1900 nucleotides long. RefSeq names its product splicing factor 3a, subunit 3 (gene sf3a3). Gene Ontology annotation, biological process: mRNA splicing, via spliceosome. The record is from RefSeq and is a predicted model, not a curated record. NCBI's taxonomy places the organism in Eukaryota, Metazoa, Chordata, Actinopteri, Anabantiformes, Osphronemidae. Gene Ontology annotation, cellular component: spliceosomal complex; nucleus. Gene Ontology annotation, molecular function: RNA binding; zinc ion binding. Bases 187 to 1692 code for a protein of 501 amino acids. The transcript has 17 exons.
AGGGCGGAACUUUUUUUGCGACCUAUGUUUCUCUACGACGAAUACAGUGACGCCGCACGUUAGCUUUGUAGCAUGCGCCGUUGAAGAAAAACGUAGACUAGCCGAUUGGGGACACUUUCUUUCAUUUUGUUGAUUAUUGGUUUGAGGCCUUGCUGUGUGUGUACCUAAACACCUGGUACAUAAACAAUGGAGACUAUUUUAGAGCAACAGCGUCGCUACCACGAAGAGAGGGAGAGGUUAAUGGAUGCUAAAACAAAAGAAGUGUUACACAAGAAGUCUACGCUACGCGAACAGAUCAACUCUGACCAUCGAACAAGAGCAAUGUUGGAUAGGUAUAUGGAUGUCAGUGCAAAUCUCAGGGACUCCUAUGAGGAUAAAGAUGGAAUGAGGAAGGAUGAGCUUGCUGCCAUUUCAGGACCAAAUGAGUUUGCAGAGUUUUACAACAGACUGAAGCAAAUAAAAGAGUUUCACAGAAAGCAUCCAAAUGAGAUUUCUGUUCCCAUGUCUGCAGAGUUUGAAGAGCUGAUGAAGGCCCGAGAUAACCCCAGUGAGGAAGCUCAGAACUUGGUGGAGUUCACCGAUGAGGAAGGAUACGGUCGUUACUUGGAUCUCCAUGACUGCUACCUGAAGUACAUCAACUUGAAGGGAGCUGAGAAACUGGAGUAUAUUACUUACCUGUCAUCAUUUGAUCAACUGUUUGACAUUUCCAAGGAAAGGAAAAAUGCUGAAUACAGAAAGUAUUUGGAGAUGCUGCUUGAGUACCUCCAGGACUACACAGAUAGGGUCAAGCCUCUGCUAGAUCAGAACGAGCUGUACGGCAAAGUGCUUGUAGACUUUGAGAAAAAGUGGGAUAAUGGAACAUUUCCUGGCUGGCCUAAGGAGACAAGUAGUGCUCUUACGCAUGCUGGAGCUCACCUGGACCUGUCUGCAUUUUCCUCUUGGGAGGAGUUGGCCUCAUUGGGUCUUGACAGAUUGAAGUCUGCUCUCAUGGCAUUGGGACUGAAGUGUGGAGGGACUCUAGAAGAGAGGGCUCAAAGGCUUUUCAGCACUAAAGGCAAAUCCUUGGAAUCACUGGAUCCUUCACUGUUUGCUAAGAAUCCCAAAGCCAAAGGCCCUAAAAAAGACACAGAGCGUAAUAAGGAAAUUGCCUUUCUGGAGGCUCAAGUAUAUGAAUACGUUGAGGUUCUCGGGGAGCAGAGACAGCUGACUCAUGAGAACGUGCAGAGGAAACAGGCAAGGACUGGAGAAGAGCGUGAGGAAGAGGAGGAAGAGCAGCUCAGUGAGAGCGAGAGUGAAGACGAAGACAACGAGAUCAUCUAUAACCCCAAGAACUUGCCCUUAGGCUGGGACGGCAAACCAAUUCCUUACUGGCUCUAUAAACUCCACGGACUGAACAUCAACUAUAACUGUGAGAUCUGUGGAAACUAUACCUACAGAGGACCCAAGGCCUUCCAGAGGCACUUUGCAGAGUGGAGGCACGCUCACGGCAUGCGCUGUCUUGGAAUCCCCAACACCGCUCACUUUGCUAACGUCACACAGAUCGAAGACGCUGUCUCCUUGUGGGCGAAACUGAAGUCCCAGAAGGCACUAGAGCGGUGGCAGCCAGACACAGAGGAAGAAUACGAGGACUCGAGUGGAAAUGUGGUCAACAAGAAGACCUACGAGGAUCUGAAGAGACAGGGCCUGCUGUAGACUGAAGAGAACCCAACUGACAAGGGACAUCUACAGAGCAUACUUUAAAAUUUGCUGUAUUAUUUUUUGUUUUUACUGCAACUAGAAAUGUUUUUACUGAUUCUUUGCCCACCCUUUGUUUCUUCUUUUGAUGGGUUUGUAAUGUGAUGGCCAUUGAUCAUUAUAAUAAAGCCACAACCUUUCUCUUAUUAAAAUAUUGUCAAGUUUA